This is a messenger RNA of Ceratosolen solmsi marchali, 447 nucleotides long. RefSeq lists its product as uncharacterized. The transcript has 6 exons. Lineage: Eukaryota; Metazoa; Arthropoda; Insecta; Hymenoptera; Agaonidae. The coding region runs from base 35 to 373 and encodes 112 amino acids. The record is from RefSeq and is a predicted model, not a curated record.
AGGAGUAACUGUGAAAAAAUACACCAUAUAAAAAAUGCAUUCUAUAAAAUUACUUACGUGGAUAUUAGCAUUAUACAUAACAUUUAUUAUUGGUGCAAAAGAACUUACAUUUACCAAAGAGGAUUGUCUCAAUUGUUGUUUAAAUGUAGUUGAUGACACUGGUUUUAAGCAAUUUGAAUGUAAUGGUUCGUGCGUUCGAAAGUAUUCAAAACCUCGUAAGUAUAGAGGUAUAGACCACUGUAUUCAAGGAUGCAGAGCUAUUAUACCAGAAUGCAGAAAUGGUUGCAAUCUUGCGUGUAACAACAUGUUUUUACGCAAAGUAUACGAUCCGAAAGAAAGAAAAGUAGUGAAUCCAUUAGGAGUAAAGCACUAAUGACAUUAACAAAUUUGAUUGGAUAUAAACAUGAUUAUAUAAGAAAUAAUUUUAAAAUACAGGUGUUCUGAAAA